UCGGACAUACAAAUAUUUUUGUUUAAUUUCAAUAAAUAGUUUUAUUUCAUGUUAUUAUGGAAUCUUACGAAAAGCUCUACAAUUCAAUUUGUCGCUUAUGCUUAAAAUAUAAUAAAAGUGAUAACUUGGUGCCCUUAUUUGAUAAAAACAGUGGAAAUGUGAAUUGUUAUGGUAAGGCGGUAGCAACCUUUGCCGCAAUUGUAUUUAAAAAAGAAGAUAGUUUGCCGCCUUCCAUGUGCAAAAAGUGUCUAUUAUUAUUAAAACAGUGCAUCUACUUUAAAUUUACUUGUGAAGCCAGUGAUAAGAAGUUGAGAUUAUUAAAAAGCUUAGUGACAGAGAAUUUUAUGCAAACUAUUGUAGAAUAUUCAUUAUUUAAAUUAAACAAUUUAUUAAAUACCUCAGACGUAUGUAAUAAUAUUCCUAAACAGACAAUAAAUGCAAAGAAAACUAAGAUAAAUCAUUUAGCAGCAACUGUAAAAAGAAACAAUAUAAAUAAUGACAAUCAAAAUUCUUUAGACUCAGUCUUUUCUUUAGUUCAGAUUGAAGAUUUGAAUGCUACACCAAAAAUCGAGAAAAAAACUGAGAAGCCAAAUGAAAUUAUAGAUAGUUUGGAUAAAAUAGUGUUGCCUAAUAAAAAACUUUGUUCUGAUAAAAUGGCAGUGAGACCAAAAAGAAAACUCAAGAGGCGAUUGAGAAAUAGAUUUAUUAAAAAUACAAAGAACAAGAGCUUAGAUCAAGAGACUUAUAACUGUAAUAUUUGUAAUAAAAUACUGGCAAACCAAAAGACAUAUGAAAAUCACAUGCAAAGGCAUAACGGAUGCAGAUUCAUUUGUGAGCACUGCGGCAAAGGCUUCCCAGUGCUGGCCGAGCUUCAAAACCACAUCGUAGCCCGUCACGGCACUGGACCAUGCCUCCAGUGCAAGCUUUGUCCUUUCAAAGCAUACAAAAAGUUCGACCUCAUGGAACACGAGAGAAUACACACCGGCGAACGACCAUUUACGUGCGAGAAAUGCGGCUUGACAUUCAGAAGACGAGCAAUUUGGAAAAAUCACUUAAUCUAUCAUACUGAGAAGCAAAUUCAGUGUACUUUGUGUCCUAAGAAGUUUCAUCGACGGAGUCAAAUGAUGGUGCAUUAUAAUAGCAUGCACGAUAGAAUGUAUAUGUAUGUAUGUGCAAAGUGUGAUGCUAUGUACGCUAAGCCGGUUACGGUGAGACGGCAUAUGAUGGAUAAGCAUGGCGUUCCACGGGAAAUGCAGGGGAAGAUAUUGAGGGUUAAAAAGAGUGGUUUGCAAGAUAUUUCAUAGGGUUUCUUUAUGAUUUUUUGUUUGUAUAUGUGGUACAUGGAAAAUGUUUUUUGGGAGUACUUGAAUAAUAUCAAUUGUUUUGUGUAAAAAGAAGAAAGUUAGAUUUUAUGUUUCACUGAUUGGUUUUUCUUUACAGACAAAUUGAUGAUCCUUAUUACAUCAAGAAUUUCUUGUUGUUUCGUUUUUUACAGUUUAUAUUUUCUCUGAAAUGUGUUAACAACUUAACCAAGGAAGGAAUUUAUUUAUAACAAUAAAAUAUAAUAAAAACAGAAUUAUAUAAACAAUAUUAUGUUUAAGUUUCCAGAUAGAUAAGAAUUGUUUGGAGAUUGUAAU
Colias croceus (clouded yellow) is the source of this 1637-nucleotide messenger RNA. RefSeq names its product fez family zinc finger protein 2-like. The transcript has 2 exons. The coding region runs from base 57 to 1304 and encodes 415 amino acids. Gene Ontology annotation, cellular component: nucleus. Gene Ontology annotation, molecular function: DNA-binding transcription factor activity, RNA polymerase II-specific; zinc ion binding; RNA polymerase II transcription regulatory region sequence-specific DNA binding. NCBI's taxonomy places the organism in Eukaryota, Metazoa, Arthropoda, Insecta, Lepidoptera, Pieridae. The record is from RefSeq and is a predicted model, not a curated record. Gene Ontology annotation, biological process: regulation of transcription by RNA polymerase II.